Molecule: messenger RNA, 482 nt
Organism: Durusdinium trenchii
Lineage: Eukaryota; Dinophyceae; Suessiales; Symbiodiniaceae
Source: the annotation of a GenBank genome assembly
AGGCCUGGCCAUGCCGCUGGUCGCCCACGCGCUGGAGCAGCAGCGCCGCUUCGAGGGAGUGGAGGCCGCCGCCAAGGCGAAGGCGCAGGCGCACAGCUCGGACCGUGUUCAGGAGGUGGCUGCGUGGAAAGACGCCGUCGGAGUGCUUCAGCAAGGACUAGUGCCAUUGAUGAACUCCCUGGAGGGUGCUGAAGAGCUCCUCCAAGGGCUCUAUGCUGCCCUAAGGGAGCCCCUCCGGAGCAUGUUCAAGGAACUCCACAGUGGCUGGCAGAAGCACAGCCGCUACAAGGGCGAAACUUAGCCUCUGGUCCCCUGGCGGCAGACCUGCGCCGACCCCGUGGAACGUCGACCCGACCUACGGAGAUCGGGUCGUAGCCGGUCCCCCCAGGCCGAAGGUGUCGCAAGGCCCGUGUGGCCGAUGCUGAUCGAGUGGAAAAUGCCCGGUGAAACGAUGAGGGAUGGGAGUGCCGCAAGAAGAUGGG